AUGGAGAACGAACUCUCACGUUUUAUUCGCCAAGCGCCGAGUGAAGUGAUUGAAUUGGUCUGCGGCUUUCUCGAUUUCUCGGAUUUCCUGGCGCUCACCUCAAUUUCACGGUUGAUAAGAAGCGCUCUGGUCAGCUAUCACCGCUGUUGGCUCAAUUUCUACUCAAAGGGACAUGUACACAGACAUUACGAGAUUCCUAUCUCGAUCGACCCUCUGCAACGUCGAGAUGGUGGAGUAAAAGGCUCGGAAACUGCUCUGAAAUACGCGCUGAGGAUGCCAAGUUUUGAUAGACAAAUCAUCUCUAAUCCUGCCGCAAAGCUCUUGAGUUCUGCGCGCAAGGUAGAGAUUAUAAAGAUGAACAAUGCGCAUUCUUCAAACCCACUGUUGGAUUUGGGGAUCCUGGACAGGCUCAAGAGGGAUAAAUGGAAGGGAGAACCGAAGCAGGAUGUCAAGGUUCUGUCAUCAUUCCCAAAUCCCAUUCUAGUAGCUCCAGUAGACAAAAAUAAGCCGUUUUCAGUAAUGUCAAACUCCCACAUGUGCAGCUUUAAGGAGGGAGGGUUUAUGGUCAAUAGCUUUUUACCUUCCCUUAAAAAUGUAAAGGUCGUAUGCUGGGUGCGUUUGCAGGAUGGUAAAAUGGCGUUGGGCCAUGGUAUUCACGCAUCCUUUAAUUGCAGAAGUGAUUCUUGUGAUCAAAAGGUGUUGGCAGUUAUCCAUGAGAAUGGUAGGGGUGGAGUGGCUAUUUCCUUUUAUCAAUACGAGGAAUCUCAUGCAUGCGGACUAGCAAGCAGCCCGGGGUUUACCAUUGAUGUUGAUAUAGAAUCUGGAGAUAAGAUUACAAGCGCACACAUUAGCGGACUAUUGUUGACUUGGAGUAACAAAAGGUUGCAGUUUACCCAUUUAAACAUUAUCCUGGGAAGCCAUAGAGGGAAAAUAUAUUGGAAAAGGUCUGAAAAGGGAAGUAGUAUAGCUAGUGGAAAGUAUGAAGCUUGCCAAUUUCCAAUUUCUGAGAUAGAGGUACUGUUUGGUUCCAUGGCUAUCUUGUAUAGCAAGGCCAAGUACUUGGGAGUUGUUAGAAUGGUAGAUAAUGGAUGGGAAACUCUGGAAAGCGUACAAGACUCCAUUACUAGCUUCUCUGUUGAUAUGGACAACUGCAUACUUGGUUAUUGUACGAGCAUUCACAACCGUAGCACGUUUUUGGAUCUUUGUCCAAAUAUGCCUUGUGCUACCAUUCAACACGCAAGUUACUCUGUACCAAAGCCUCCUUUGUGCAUCACCUACCUUAACCGUGAUUCAAAGUGGGCUCUGGUUAUCCGUAACUACAUUCGUGUCUUGCAAGUAGUCUUUAGGGAUACUCUUGUAUUCAAAUCUCUCUUUACGCUAAAUGGACAUACGCAACCGAUAACGCAAUGUGUGCAUGACGGGUGGUCCAAACUCGUUAGCGUGGAUUCUACUCAUCAAAUUUUUGUCUGGGAUUAUAUGGAUGGUUGCAAGCUCUUUUCCUUUUCUCUAGUUUCCAGCACGCGUGAGAGGGGUAUGGACCCACUAGACGUCUACAUCAAGGCCAUGAAUGGUGGACAAAGGAAUGGAACAUGCAAAAAUGAUCGCCAUAGGGGCAAAAUGGGAAAUUUGGCCAAAUACAUAAAGUGCAAAAUAGGGCGCGACGAAUGGGACGAUUCUCCACUCGAAACUGAUAGUGAUUACACACCAACACACAGCACGAUUGACUCUGUUUCUUCACAAAGCGCAAGGUAUGCACACUAUGCCGUGCACAAGGAAAGGGGUAUGAGAGGAUUGUUGGAACCAAGCAAACGGGAGGAUUACCACGUUAAUGUCUCCGUUCAAUCACUGCUAAUUUAUUAUCAAGGUUCCAAGACCAUGCAAGUGUGGUCAUUUAAAUAA
Molecule: messenger RNA, 1899 nt
Organism: Theileria equi strain WA
Lineage: Eukaryota; Apicomplexa; Aconoidasida; Piroplasmida; Theileriidae
Exons: 1
Coding region: 1-1899 (632 amino acids)
Molecular function (GO): protein binding
Source: RefSeq, a predicted model, not a curated record